UUUUUUAUACAAUAUUUCAAUGUUAUUGUUAGUUUUGAUUUGUCAAUUAAGCAUAUCAUAUAACAUUGCAUUGAACACAUUUAUAUGAUUAAAUGGUGCAAACACUAUUUAUAUUUGAAUUACUUUGAAUUGUGUGUGUUGGUCAUUUUUAUCAAAUAAACAAUAAGAAAAAAAAAACAUAAUAUACAAAAUAAUGGAAUUACAUAGAUUAGAUUAGAACAUAACAAAUGAGUGCAAUGCGAAAGAGAAACAGAUAUGGAAGGCCGAGGAACACUUUUUCGUGAAAUUCACAAAAACACAUGGCUAAAACGGGUUAUUGCCGACAAUCGAAAGAUUCCCGUUGGCAUAAAGAAACCUGAGAAGUAUUGGGUGGUGUUUUGUGUUCAUGAUGAUUGUGAAGCAUUAUUGGAAGGCUAUGCUGAACCGCGACAGGCCCCCUCACAUUCACCCGAUUGGACUGUUUCGCUUCAAACUACUUUACACAUAUCACAUACAUUAGUGCCAUCCGAAAAUGAGUAUGAAUUUGUAAUUGCGCUCGCCGGCGAGACACUUCGAUUCAAUGCAUCAUCAUGGGAAAUAAUGCAAGAGUGGGUAGACACGUUGCGCUUGAAAUUGCGUGAAAUGAAAAUUUUAUCGCCAAAAGAAAAUUUAUAUAGUAAAUUGCCAGAAGUUCGUCCACCAUUGUUGCCAACUAGAGAUCCAACAAGGGAUCCACUGCCUGCAACACCGCCCGUACCAGCUGCCAUUGUGCCAGGCGUUGAACGAAUUGUAAAUACAACACAAACUAGUCGAACACCAUUGGCCGCAACCACAUCCACCACACUUCCAUUAAAUAGCAAUGCACUGCACGUAGCGACAGCAAAUCAACAAUCAUCUGAAUCGACUACAUUAAACAGCAGCGAUGGCACGGAACGAAUUCAAAAUCGUCGAAAUACAUCACCGUCAUUGCGCAAUCAAACACAACAUGACAAUGAAAAUGAUGGAAGCAGCGAAGACAGUUUUGCUGUUGAAACAAUAAUUACAACAUCAACACCCAUAUCAUCAACAUCUAAUACACUUUCACAGAAUCUGAUUAAAAUGCUGUAUCCACUCCCGAAUUUUAGCCAACAAACUAAUGAACCCGUCAUUUUACAAAAUGAUCUAGAAAGCAAUGAUUCAUUUGUAUCGGAUGCUUCAACAUCGGAUAUUAUCAGUGAACCAAAAAGCGAUGAGAAUAAAAAUGAACAUGUACAUUCUUUGGCACGAACUUUUGCUGCCAAUGUUCUAUUUGAUGCAAAUACCAGUUCAAGCUCAAAACGUACACAGAAUAAUGUUGCUAAUACAACAACAUUAUCGUCCAGCGCAUUGCCCAACAAUCGUGAUGUGGCUGAAGAUUCAAUCAGCGUGGACUCAUCUGUAUAUGGAAUAUAUCCAACACCUGAACCAAUCGUUAUUCCAAGGCCGCAAACAACGCGCGGAUCAGCUGCAAAAUCAAAAAAAGUUGAACCAGCCGACAGUCAAUCGAAUGAUACAACGGCUGAUGGUGCCGCUGCAACAACAAAUAUAACCAUAAUUCAAGUGUCAAGUGCAAAUAAAAUAAAUGUAAAUGCACAAAAUGAAAGUGCUGAGAAACCUGAUUUAAACUACAUGAAUAACGUCCAAAUUAUACCGUCCAACUAUUUGCCGAACGAUCAAAGUGCAGUGCAAGUCACAACAGUGCAAGUUACAAACGAUUCAAAUACUCCAAAUUGUCAACAAAUCAAGGAACAAUCGGUUCUAACGUCGUCAGUCACUAAAAAUAUUUUAAGCACUUCGCUUGAAGCUCACGAUGAUAUUCAAAGUGCACGUCAAUUUGGGGCUGUAACAAAUAUUUCGAUUGGUGCAAACGAGAAACAAGCCUUUCAGCAACAGGAACAAUUACAUUAUGAACAAGUAUUCAUUACGCAUACACCAUCCGGCGCAUCGAUUUCAACCGGAAACAACACUGAAUCGAAUGAAAUCCAACCCAAAAUCAAUCGAAUUAAAGUCGAUUCAGCACAUAGAUUGCCAUCUGAUGACUCCGCCGAAAUUCGACCAUCCACAUCAACAUCGAGUACAGUCACAUUUUCUGUAGCAGCUAUUGCUGCUGCCGCAACCGAUACAAACAUAUCAAAUUCAGUAUCAAAAUCAAAAGAUUCAACUAAAAGUAGUCAUGAAAAUGAUUUGUUAUCAUCGCGAAGACCAGUUUUAUCAAGAGGCGUCACCGAAGCGGUUAUUAUGAGACCCAGUCGAAAAGACGUUAACAUGCUACUGAAUCGAAUUAAUCCACAAGGGAAUCAUUGUUCGCCAUCUGAGUUCCACACAAAUUCCCAACAUCGUGACUCAGCCGAACAAAGAAAACGAAGUUCAUCCACAUCCGAUACACAGAGAAAUCGUACACGCUCAAACAAUAAUAACGUAUCUUCCAGUGGUAAUGCCUCAAACAAUAAUUCGGAAUUUCGUCGAACGGUAGCGCAGCCCAAUCAACCAUUUCGACCGAAUGUCGAUAUAUCGCUACGUGCUUCUGGUCGUAUGACAUUGCGUGAACAACAAGUGAUGCAACUUCGACGUGAAAUGUGUCACGUGGGUGGUGUUCGACUACAGCUACGAAAAAAAGACUGUACUAGUUCAAUUGCCUUUGUCGAUGCAUUCGGUGCAGCAUGGAUAUCUGGAUGGAAACAAAAAGAACACCCAAUGCUGUACAAUGCACUGCAUAUCGGUGAUCAAAUCAUAUCAAUAGGCGGAGUCACUGUGACGAAUGCCAAAGAAGCGAAUAAAAUUAUCAACAAUUCAACUGGCCAAUUCAUCGAAUUCAUAAUUCGACGAGUUCCAUUUGGAAGAGUGUAUGCAAUUCGAAGGGAAAUCGAUCGUCAAUGCUUGGGGUUAAUUAGAGAUGGUAAUACGGCUACAAUAGUCGAUGUUGUGCCAAAUUCAUUGUCAGCAAGACAUGGACUACCGCCAAAGGCUCAAUCUUGUGAUGGACUAUCGCUUACAUUCUGGGUUUUAACGGAAAUCAAUGGACGACCGCUCAAUCUAUUUUUCAAGGAUAAUGAAGUCAGAGAUCGGUUAAAUGCCGUUGGUCGCGAUAUAUCAAUAUUGGUUCAACCGUCCGACCUCGUAUCGAAACUGAAAAAACAACUCAAAUCUCUGCGAAACCAUAAAGAUUAUAUUGUGCAAUAGCUAUAACUAUAACUACUUUCUCUUUACAUUAUUAUUUUUUUACCCUUUAUAUUAUCUUCAAAUUUACUUUUUGUUCUGUUUUCUGUAUAACUCUGUAUUGAGGGUGUAUGUAACAUAUGAAUCUUUUUUUUUGAAAAAUAACGUCGCGAUAAAAAAUUUAGAAAUGAAUUUUUGCUAAUAGAAAUGUUACACCCCAUACUGUAUCCAUAAAUUAAUGAGCAAACCGAACCAGUAGCUUGUAAUUUAUAGCAUUCCAAUUAUACACUUUUUCAAAUGCUAAUCAUUCAUUUCAAAAAGUAAUGGACUCAUUUUAACAAAAAAAAACAUAUAAACUCGUCUAUUUCAAAGAAAAAAGACAAAUUUUUUUAAAAGGCACUGCCGUUCUAGGAUUGAUUACAUUGUAGUACUCAUUCAUAUGGGUGAUACAUUUUUUGAGUGGAUUUUAUAUGCAUGUGAAACACACACAAAAAAAAACGAUAUUUUUAUAGAUGCAAUUUAUCCAACCUUUGACCAUUGGUUUUCGAAAUAUUUUUAGACAUUUUGUGAACGCUGAAUCAAUUGUAUUAAUUGUAAUAACAGUAUUGAUUACUUUUGGAGAAUAUAUACACAGUAAUGCAUACAAUUUUAGAUUCGAUACAUUAUAAGUCAUCAUAGUCACAAAAUCGUUAGCGUCCAUACCUUUUUAUCCCUCUGAUAAACAUGAUUUCUCGUUUUCUAGGUAGGUCAAAUUUUAAAUGAAAUUUAAACAAAUGCAACGUGAUUGAAAAUAUGAGAAUAGAAGUGAGUGAGUGAGUGAGAGAGAGAUGAAAUAUCGUGAAAG
Molecule: messenger RNA, 3997 nt
Organism: Contarinia nasturtii (swede midge)
Lineage: Eukaryota; Metazoa; Arthropoda; Insecta; Diptera; Cecidomyiidae
Product: probable serine/threonine-protein kinase DDB_G0282963
Exons: 10
Coding region: 256-3177 (973 amino acids)
Cellular component (GO): cytoplasm; plasma membrane
Molecular function (GO): protein binding
Source: RefSeq, a predicted model, not a curated record